CGAUGUGUAAUAAUACGUGGGUGUGUUUACUGACGACCUAACUAUGCGCCCGAUCGGCUGAGAUUUUUCCUGUUACGUUACGUCGGAACAUGACUUCCAUCCUCCUGCUGCCUGCUCGGUCCUGAAUGCGACAUGCGGAUCCACUGUAAGGGGCAAGCAUAGCAUAUGCUCUCUAUACACCAUCUACAUUCAGUCUCUUUCAGAGAUUCUGUCUUUCGAAGACUAGUAUGUCUAAUUUGUCUAAUUCGUGAUUCUCUAGGUUUUUUAUUUAGGCCGCAUCGCCUUCCCUCCACCGAUACCGCCAGACUGUUAGCGUCGACAGAUAUCGACCUGCUUGCUCAGCACACCAUUCAAUCGGCCCAUCGGGGAUCUGACGGAUCAGAUAUCCCACUGGGAUGGACAAAAAGCCUAGCACGACCGAGUAGGCCCACUGCGCACCGCUCAUUCCUACCACGGAGAAGGACUCCCCCCCCACAAAUGCGAUCAGGACCUGGCCUCCGAUCAUGAUGGAGCUGAUGGCGAUGAACAACCAGUUUCUGAGGAGGCCCUCGGUGAUGUUGAUAGUGUUUUGGAGCUGGCGAUUGCUGCAA
Molecule: messenger RNA, 590 nt
Organism: Talaromyces proteolyticus
Lineage: Eukaryota; Fungi; Ascomycota; Eurotiomycetes; Eurotiales; Trichocomaceae
Exons: 1
Coding region: 166-507 (113 amino acids)
Source: RefSeq, a predicted model, not a curated record